This is a messenger RNA of Papilio machaon (common yellow swallowtail), 5859 nucleotides long. It is a transcript of the gene wge, whose product is annotated as protein winged eye. The transcript has 14 exons. Gene Ontology annotation, molecular function: chromatin binding. The coding region runs from base 691 to 5565 and encodes 1624 amino acids. The record is from RefSeq and is a predicted model, not a curated record. NCBI's taxonomy places the organism in Eukaryota, Metazoa, Arthropoda, Insecta, Lepidoptera, Papilionidae.
CGCCCGCGUGCGAUCCAUUCCUCACUCUCUAAUGUGCUCGGAGAACAAUAAACACUACCAAUUCAGUGCUCGAAAAACAUUCGUUCAUCACAUUUAAACCAUUCCUUUCCUUAUUUAUAGCUAACAAUUAAUAAACUUUAACAAAUACAACAUUACAUAGCAUUUGCAUUGACAGUGAUGCAUUGUAAAUUUGAAUCAGUUCAUUGAAUGGUGAAGAAAUUUUGUGGUGUGUAGUGGUAUGGUGGUUGUACUGGUUCCCCAUGUGAUUCUUAUUGAUUUUCUAACGUCGAAGCUACCGAACAGCUGUUUUUGGGAUGCGGAAGAGACUCGUCGCCUCCCCUAAACAACGAUAUUUGCUACACAGUAACGGAAUUAUACUGAAAUAUUCCUUUCGUAUAAGAACAGUGAUGCCCUAAACAUUAAAAUCAUUCAUCAACUUUACAAAAAAAAGCGUUGAAUUAUCUUUUUACUGCAAAAAUUGUGUAAUUUUUGUGAAGUGUUAAAACACACGUCGGUUUUACUUGAAAAAGUAGUUUAAAAUUUACUGUGGUGUAAUUGACGAGACGAAGUAUUGGAAAUAAGUGUCGGUGAUUUUGUGAUUUUUUGUGAUUUCCUAUAAUUGGAUUUUCAUCGUGGAUUGUGGAUAUCAAACGGUCAAUAAGGCGGUGAGGUGGGCCCACGCGGGGGGCGAUGCUGGGCGGGGCGGCGGGGGGCGCCCGCUCCCGCCCGCCCGCUGACCUCCAGCAAGGUGUAAGCCGGUUCCCGCUGUACUCGCUGUUCCCCACACAAACAAAUAGACAAACCGUUCACAAAGUUUCUGAGAGCGUGGUGUCGCGGUCGCUGGCGCUGGGCGCGCCCACACCCCCGCCGCACUCGCCCUACUCCCCGCUGCCCCUCGACCUGCUCGCCUGUUCGCAGCGGCUACUUAUUGACAAGGAGGGCAACAAGAUGGAAGAUGGCAAGCUGGGCAAGGCGUGCCUGCCAGAACUCUGCUGUCCUGGUGACCGGGCGGACGGCCACGUCUUGCAGCCGCUCACCAUCAAGACUGAGCAGGCAAAACGCACCUGCAAUACUUGCCUCACCAACUCACCUAAAAAGGUGGUGCAAGCGGAAGGCGGGUGCAGCCGCACCAACCCGGUCACGUGGCUGGGCGUUGGGCAGAACGUGCACGUGCAGGUAAAGCGCGAGCCGCACCACAUGCACGUGUCGGAGCUGGUCGCCGUCAAGCUGGAGCAGGCCUCGCCCGGCACUAAGCCCGACCAGCCCAUGCCCGCCAUACCCGCCUCGCUCAACAACGUGUUCGUGACAGGUUCGAUUCCCGUGGGUAUAGCGGUGGCGAGGCAGCGCGUGGGCGACGCGGGCCUACUGGCUGCGCUCUCGCAGAAAGACAACCAGCGAUUACAUGACAUUGGCGCCACGUCAUUCUGUUCUCACACCGCAGACGCGGCGCAGGCGGCCAUGACGGUGGGCGUGGCCAACGUGCUGUGCGACGAGCGCCCCGCCCCGCUGGCGUGGCCGGCGCCCGCUCCCGCACCCCCCGCACCGCUUUGGCAAUACCCAGCUCAAGUGUCAAUGGAGAGCAUGAUGGUGGGUGGUAUGGGCAUGGGCGUGAGCUCCGUGGGCGGUGUGGGCGGCGGCGUGGGCGCGGUGGGUGGCUACCAGCUGGUGCGCGAGCCCACGUCGGGCGCGCUGCUGCUGUUGCCGGCGCCGCCCGACCUGCCGCACACGGUGGUGUGGGGCGGCGUGCCCUACCCGCCCGCGCCGUUGCUGCUGCCGCCUGCGCCUCACGCACCGCACCACCUGCAGCUGCUGCACGCGCCCGGCGAGCUGCUCGCCUCCACCGCCACGCUGCAGCACACGCACACACACUCCACGCGGCUGGUGACGCUGGCCCCCGCGCCCGCACCGCAACCUCACCCCGCCCACACUGUGGACAAACGCAAGCCCAUCAUGCAGCCGCUUAUCACGCCGCACGCGCUCAUCAAGAUCGAGCCUGAGCCGCCGCAGGAGAAGCCUCCGCCGACGUUUGCACCGGAGCCGGUGCAGCAGCCGAUACUCACGCAUCUUUACUAUCAGCCCGAGUUUUCGGAGCAGGCGUGCAGGAGUCAGGCCACCUCGCCCGCCGCGCCCCCCACUCCGCCCCCCGACGCGGCCGAGGGUCCGGCGCACAAGGACGCCUCCAAUCAAACCGAUCACGUUGAUGACUACGAGGAUUCUCCUAAUCACGCCGAUGAAGAUGAAAGAGAGAUCGCGUGUGUGGGAGUUGCACACUUUCCGGAAGAAUCGUCGACACUCCAGCUGCAGGAGCACGGCCACCAGCUGCAGCCGCCACCCAUAGACAGUGCAGAAGAGUCGUCCUCCGAAGCGCUGGCCAAUUCGACGGUCGUAGGAGCGGUCGAGAAAGCGAUAGAUGCGAUAGAAAGAGACGACUCGAUGGACAACUCGAGUAGCGGCGGCUCUCACGACUUGGUGAUCGAUACGUCGGUCAGCUCACCGGUACCGGCGGUGCAGCCCGCCGGCCCGCUGGUCGACGUCAGCGGCCUCGAGCUCUUAUCCAACAGCAUCGAGCAGUUCGAGAGAACUACACCGGGCAUCAGCAUGCCGACAUUAGAUCAGACGCCUCUAACUAUCGAUACGAGGCCGACGACUAAGUUGAACAUUAUGAUCAAAACUUCACCUAAAUCACCUCCCAGGACCGACGCCGAACCGCACAGGAGAUUUGAAUUCCCGGCCGCCGAACCUAUUGCCGGUGAACGGACGAAACCUUCCCUAGAUGGGUUAGAUAUUUUAUGCGCGUUGGCUGAACAGAGGUUUAUGGAAGAAGUUGAGGAAAGUCCUCCGCCUGUCCUCCAACUGCCCACUCGACCGUUUAUAAAAACUGAACCGCUGCUGAGUCCUCCGCCGUUGGAGAGAUCCUCAGAAUUGAUUAAAAAAGACAAACAUAAUAGACACAGGGACGACUCUUCGAGUGAAAGGAGAAGAAAAAGGAGUAGGGACCGGGAAGAAAGGUUAAGGCAUAAGUUGGAAAAGAUGCGCCGUCACAAGCGGGAGAAGGACAGAGAAGGGGGGAAAGGUAGCGGCGGAGAGUUGGAAGCGAGCCUGAGACGUGUGACGGCCUGUCCGUGCGGCUCGAUGACGUGCACUCACUCGUCUUCCGUGCCCUCCGCCAAAGCUCUCGUCAACGCCAUGGAAAAAGACAUGAGGGAACGCCUGCAGGAGCUGCAGAGGCAGUGCGACGAGAAGAGAGCGCAGCUGAACGCCCUGACGCCGCCUCUUCCGGCGCUCUCCACACCGCCCACGCCAUCCACGCCGGCACUGUCUCCCAAUUCAGACAGAGGUUCUUCAAAGAAAAGAAAGGUUGGCAGGCCUAGAAAGGUUUCCAGUCCGGAUUCAACGGAGACUAUAGUCGCGAAGAAACCGAAAUCGAAGAGCAGUUUAGUUGGCUAUCUCUUAGCGAAAGGAAAGCUAAAAGGCGGCAUUUUGUGCAGCAGAGGAGAACCUUCUAGAGACGAAAACAGAACGAGUAAAGUCCGACCUAAGCUGAAAGCGGAACCGAUACUUAAAGUAUACUCCGAGGAGGAGGAGGUGGAUGGGUCCUUAAACAGAUCCGCCAGCUCCUCGAUGGAGAGUCUGAACGAGGUGCGACAGAAGAACAGGGAAAAGGUGGAUCGUCUUGUCAGAAAACAUUCUAGAGACGAUUUACCGGAAAUAGAGCUGGCGAUACGAAGAGUGAGCGCAUCGAGCGAAAGUGAUAAAGAACGGCGUCGCGCGAAGAAGAGGAGAAAGAGUCUCAAAUCGAAAGAGAGGCCGAGUGAGAGCUCGAAGGAGGAGAGUGCGCAGGCGCCGGCGGUGUCGCGCUGCACUCUCACCGAGGACAAGCUGGACUCAUCACCGCGGGUGCUGACUGCCAUGGGCGGCUUGUUCUACGCCGGCAAGCUGAGCGCGGUGCAGGCGCCCGAUGUGUACGCCAUCACGCUGGAUGGAGAGAGAGGCAACAAGCCCCAUAUCUUAUCCAGGGAAGAGACUUUAAGAGAUGCUAUUCUGGAAGUGAGUCCACGCUCUGUGUCUGAGCUGGGGUCGGGCACGCGGGUGUGCGCGUACUGGUCGCAGCAGUACCGCUGCCUGUACCCGGGCACUGUGGCGCUGGCCUCGCCCGACCCGCGCCACGACCACCUCGUGCCCGUAGAGUUUGACGACGGCGACUCCGGCCGCAUCGCACUAGAGGACAUACGCUUCCUCGAACCAAACUAUCCCAUUGUUGAGUACGAGAACACUCUAUUCACACUCGGCAAGCGAAGAAGAAACACAAGUGUCACAGAAGAUAAAAAGGCAGUCGUCCCGUCGACUAGUACAGAAGUUAAAACUGAACCGGCACCCCCGUCGCAGACGGUAACAGAAGACAAAGCAGAAGAAGAAGACAGACACAGAGAUAGAAAGAAACUUAAAAAGCAUCGAAAGGAAAAACUCAAACGACUCCAUUCCAGCGAAGAAGAUCCUAACUCCACCGAAUACGUGAAGAAGAAAAAGAAGAAACACAAGUGUUGCGAGGAGCACUGCAAGCACAGAAGACAUCAUAAGAAACAUCACAGGAAACAUAAGAAAAGACAUCAUUCGAGUUGCAAGGAACAUUCGAGUUCGUCGGGAGACGAUCACCUCAAGAGGAAGUCUUCCACAGAUUAUGUCGAUUCUAUUAAAUCAAACGAGGACUCCGGAGACUCCAAUGACAGGCUGUCCACUCUGAUUGCGGUCGAAAAGUCUCCCGAUGAGAAAAUGAAGACGGUCAUCAAGAAAGCAGUUUUGUCAAAGAAAACUCUUGUGAAGAACGCCAUUUUGGACUUUACCAAUCUCGGGAGGAUAACUUUGAAGAAAGACGAAGAUGUUAAAGAUAAUCUAAAAGACAGUGGAAUUGGACUGGAAGUGGAUGUGCCGUCUACUUCUAUGGAUGCCUCAAAAAAGAAAACUAAGAAGCGUACGGUAUCGUCCACAUCGACGGACAGCGGCGCGGCGUGCGGGGGAGGCGGGGGUGGCGGGGGCGGGGCCGGGGUGAGCAAGAUGGCCGCGUUCCUGCCGGGCGGCGCGCUGUGGCGCUGGCUCGGCCCCGCCUACCGCCGAACAGCGCGCCCCCGCCACCGCAAGCUCUUCUACCGCGCCAUACAGCGCGGCGAGGAGACCCUCCAUGUGGGUGAGGCGGCGGUGUUUCUGUCCACGGGGCGCGCGGACCGGCCGUACAUCGGACGUAUAGUGGCGCUGUGGGAAGCUCGCGGCGCCAUGGCCGUGCGCGUCGAGUGGUUCUACCACCCCGAGGAGACCGUCGGUUGCCGCGGACCACUCAAAUACCCGGGCGGUUUGUUCGAGUCCCCGCACACGGACGAGAACGACGUGCAGACGAUAUCGCACAAGUGCGAGGUGGUACCGCUGGCGCAGUACCAGGCGCGCAUGGCUGCGGAGGCGCGCGCCGCCGACGACAACAACGACCUCUACUACUUGGCCGGUCGCUAUGAGCCAACGCAGCGCGCGCUCUCCAUGCAGCCAGAUGUGCCCUUCGCUGAUGACCCCGCUCCAUAGUCCUGCACGUCUCAUGUGCGCCUGGUACAUGACAAGUGAGACCAUGAUACUCGCAAUCUUACUUAACCGGGUACAGGCAGGUCAUAUAAUAAAUAUGACACAUAUGUUUACUUGCAAUUUUACUUGACCGGGUCAUAAUUUACGUGUAUGGUUUUUGUAAUUUUUCUAAACUUUGACCGUGUACAAAAGAACCUUACUAAGGUAACUUUAUUAAAAAACUUAUCCAAUCCAAAAAAAAAAACAUUAUGAAAAAAUGUCACUCAAAAAUCUACGAAAGGACUUUAACCAGGUCAA